This is a messenger RNA of Diatraea saccharalis (sugarcane borer), 453 nucleotides long. The record is from the annotation of a GenBank genome assembly. Lineage: Eukaryota; Metazoa; Arthropoda; Insecta; Lepidoptera; Crambidae.
AUGGAGAACAUGAUAUUGGAUGAAGAAACAGGAGUAUUUCGGUCGGAAGUUGUUCAAAAUCAUGAUAAUUGCGUUCGACAAAAUGUUGAUGAGAAAGGAUCACGUUGUCCUACCAGGAAACGAGUCAGGAGAACUAAAGAUUGGCAAAGAAAUAUCAGACAAAAACUGCACCAAUCAGGCGAAGCAUAUACAUCAAGUCGUGGAAAAGAAGUGCCAAAAAAAUCAUUAAAAAUAAAAAGGACUGUUUUGCCGCUUGCAAGUGAUUCUAUUCUCGACCAAGACAAUCCCGAUCUAGACAAUCUCGAUCAAGACAAUCUCGAUCAAGACAAUUUCAAUCAAGACGAUCAAGCCAGCCCAAGCAACGUCUCGGAGAAGACAGAAAGCACCAAAUCACAGAAAGAGAGUUCAGUACCACGCAAAAAAAAAACAACACAUUCAAUCAAAAUAUGUUAG